This is a messenger RNA of Drosophila biarmipes, 255 nucleotides long. RefSeq names its product immune-induced peptide 18 (gene IM18). The coding region runs from base 1 to 213 and encodes 70 amino acids. The transcript has a single exon. The record is from RefSeq and is a predicted model, not a curated record. NCBI's taxonomy places the organism in Eukaryota, Metazoa, Arthropoda, Insecta, Diptera, Drosophilidae.
AUGAAGCUGUUUGCCCUGUGCUGCCUACUAAUGUUGGGCCUCCUGGCUUGCCUGCCCACACCCGGCGCUGCCUCGCCCUCUCGCCACAGUGGAUCUGGGCCGGCAUCGGGAUCUGGAUCCGGUAAUCCCUUCCACCCUCCACCUCCGCAACAGCGACCCUUUUACUACGAUGCACCGGUCAGAAGACAACCUUCCAAUACAAUGUACGCCUAAACGAAAACAAGGCAACAAUAAACAAGCCAAAUUCAGUACUAA